This is a messenger RNA of Botrytis deweyae, 1023 nucleotides long. RefSeq lists its product as uncharacterized. The record is from RefSeq and is a predicted model, not a curated record. The transcript is spliced from 3 exons. Gene Ontology annotation, molecular function: oxidoreductase activity, acting on the CH-OH group of donors, NAD or NADP as acceptor. NCBI's taxonomy places the organism in Eukaryota, Fungi, Ascomycota, Leotiomycetes, Helotiales, Sclerotiniaceae. The coding region runs from base 1 to 1023 and encodes 340 amino acids.
AUGAGGGUUUUACUUACUGGUGGAUCCGGUUUCAUCGCCGCUCACAUCCUCGAUAUUCUUCUCUCCCGCGGUCACACUGUCAUCACAACCGUCCGUUCUCAGCAAAAAAUCGAUGCUAUCAAAGCCGCCCAUCCGGAUGUUCCUGCUUCCAAAUUAGAUUUCUUCAUUGUGGAAGAUAUUGCAAAGGAAAAUGCUUUUGAUGAUUGCUUAAAGAAGUUUGGGGAGGGAUUGGAGGCUGUGUUGCAUACAGCUAGUCCGUUCCACUUCAACGUGACCGACACCAAGAAAGACCUUCUCGAUCCCGCCAUAAUUGGUACAACCGCGAUCCUUCACGCUAUCAAAAAGUUUGCCCCCUCUGUAACCCGCGUCGUGGUAACCUCUUCCUUCGCCGCUGUCCUUGAUGCCUCGAAGAGAAACUGGCCCGAUCACACAUACACCGAAGAAGACUGGAAUCCCAUCACCCUAUCGGAAGCGGUUGAAAAUCCAUCCAACGGUUACCGCGCUUCCAAAACCUUUGCCGAAAAAGCUGCGUGGGAAUUCGUCGAGAAAGAGAAACCCAAUUUCACACUUAGCACUAUGAAUCCUCCUUUGGUAUUAGGUCCCAUUGUGCAUUAUAUGAACUCUCUAGAUGCGUUAAACACGUCUAAUCAGCGCGUGCGCAAUCUCCUGCAAGGGAAAUGUAAAGAGGAAAUACCGGACACAGGAAUAUUUAUCUGGGUCGAUGUGAGGGAUUUGGCAUUGGCGCAUGUGAAAGCGAUUGAGAUUGCGGAGGCGGCGGGGAAGAGGUUUUUCAUCACGCAGGGUUAUUUUAGUAAUAAGGAGAUUUGUGAGAUUAUUCGGAAGAAUUUCUCGGAGUAUGAGAAGGAGUUGCCGGGGAAGGAGGUUAAGGGGGGUGAUUAUCCGGAAGGAGGGGUUUAUAAGUUUGAUAAUGGGAGGACGAGAAGUGUGUUGGGGAUCGAGUUUAGGGGGUUGGAGGAGAGUAUUGUGGAUUUGGUGAAGAGUUUGAAGGAGGUGGGUGUUUGA